UUCUCUUUAUAUGCUAACCUAAUAAAUUGUUUGAACAAUAAACUAAAGUAGAUUUUCUUAAAGUUAAAUUUUAUAAAUUUAUUACAAGGAAAUAAAUAUUAAUUCAAAGAUGAUUGAUGAAGACAAUACUAAGGAGUACCGGUGGGAAACCGGUUAUGAAAAAACCUGGGAAUCUAUCCAAGAAAAUGAGCACAAAGGUAUUGAUAUCUCUGUGGCGGAAAUUAUACACAAAGCAAAGAGAAAACGUCAGAUUGAAAAAUCUGGAAGAGCUAGACUGGGUAUGAUGAGGCACCUUUAUCUGAUAUUAGAUAUUUCUGAAGGAAUAAAAUCCCCAGAUCUCAAGCCUACUCGUUUAAUUUGUACUGUCAAACUUUUAAAAGAGUUUAUUGAAGAAUUUUUCUACCAAAAUCCCAUUAGUCAACUUGGAAUAAUCGUAACCAAAAAUAAGAGAGCUGAAAAAAUAAGUGAAUUAUCUGGAAAUGUUAAAAAACAUGUCAAAGAAAUAACAGCGUUGUUAAAUUCAACGUCACUUAUUGGAGAGCCAUCGUUACAAAACUCGUUAGAAUUAGCACUCAACUCAUUAAAAAAUUUCCCUUCACACGCAAGUCGUGAGGUGCUUUUAAUUAUGUCUUCAUUAACUACUUGUGAUCCUGGUGACAUUAAUGAGACGAUUAAGAAUUUAAAAGCUGAAGGUAUAAGAUGUAGUGUCAUUGGCUUAGCAGCUGAAAUUCAUAUUUGUAAACAAUUAGCAUUACUGACUGGAGGCGAGCAUGGUGUAAUUUUAGAUGACAAACAUUAUAAAGAUCAAUUAAAUGCACAUGUCGAUCCACCACCAGCAGCAAUGAGACUUGACGCUGCACUAGUUAAAAUGGGAUUUCCUCAUCAAACUCUAUCUUCCGGCACUGACACUUCUAUUAGUGUUUGCAUGUGUCAUGCUGAUGGUACAGAUGAAUCUUCAAAAUUAACUAACGUGGGUUAUCUUUGUCCACAAUGUCUCAGCAAACACUGCGAACUUCCAGUAGAAUGCAAAUCUUGCGGUCUUACGUUAGUUUCAGCUCCGCAUUUAGCUCGAUCUUAUCACUAUCUAUUUCCUGUAAAACAUUUCCAAGAAGUAACAUUCGACGGAAGCACUCCAUUUUGCUAUGGUUGUCAGAAAAAGUUUGACGAUAUUGAUAAAAAGGUGUAUAUCUGUGAAAAGUGCACUCGGACUUUUUGUCUUGAUUGUGAAAUAUUUAUCCACGAGUCAUUGCACACGUGUCCAGGAUGUGCUAGCAAUGCAGAAUGUUCUACGUAAACGACGUUUAUGAGUAAUAAAUUAUUACCAGUAGUGUCAAAUUAAUUGUGUAGGUCAGUAUUAAUACUAAUAAUAAUUGAUGAACUGCGGAUGUUGAUUUAAAAAAUACACAAAGGGCAUUUAAAAAUAAA
Cotesia glomerata is the source of this 1425-nucleotide messenger RNA. It is a transcript of the gene Ssl1, whose product is annotated as general transcription factor IIH subunit 2. NCBI's taxonomy places the organism in Eukaryota, Metazoa, Arthropoda, Insecta, Hymenoptera, Braconidae. The record is from RefSeq and is a predicted model, not a curated record. Gene Ontology annotation, cellular component: transcription factor TFIIH core complex; transcription factor TFIIH holo complex. The transcript is spliced from 8 exons. Bases 110 to 1294 code for a protein of 394 amino acids. Gene Ontology annotation, biological process: regulation of transcription by RNA polymerase II; nucleotide-excision repair; DNA-templated transcription. Gene Ontology annotation, molecular function: zinc ion binding.